CCAUGCUCUCGUUCGCGAGCGUGGUAGUUUAGCUGGAAACGCUGGAGAUGGGGGGCAGAGGCCGGCCGAGAAAGAAAGAUCCGCCGCCUAAGGGUGGUUCUGCAACAAAAAGAAUAGAUCUGAAAGAUGAUAAUCGGGGGCAAAAUAGCAUCUCAGUUGGGGAAACCAACAAAGAGCAAACAGAGGUCGUGAAGCUUGCUGCUCGUGAUCCUCACCAGAUGGGUCUUGAAAUUGAAAAAUCAGGGCGUUUGAGCCCAGAUCUAGGGGAGAAAGAAGGGGACGAUGAAGGGAUUUUGCUAGAUCUAGCUGUCUCGAAGCAACGCCAAAGGAAAAGCAGAUCUGAUGCUGGUUCCAGGGAUGAUAGAGCAGAUAAGGGGAAGAACGAGGCCGGCCCCGUGGAAGGGAAAACAGCGAAGGGGAAGAAGGGAGUGCACUCGGAGACCCAGCCUUCUGUCAUCCAGAUGAAGCAACCUACUGGGGAAAAGGACGCUGGUUCUACAUCCGAUACGACGAUUUCUCCUAGUGCUCGGGAUAUCAGUAAAGGAUGGGAUUUGCAAUGCAUAAAACCUCAAGAUCCAACUAGUGCUGUGGUUAUUACCGAGGAUGAGUGGGUUAAAGGGUCAAAGAUUUGGGAGAAUGCUCUUGUUGGGUAUGUUCUGGGAUCUAAACCUGAGUUUAAGGAUGUUGCUAAUUUCAUGAAUAACAGGUGGAGGGAAUUCCAGGUGCCUAAGGCAUUUAUGCUGCGAAAUGGUGUUUUCUUGUUUGAUUUUGGUAAUGGAAAUGCAAAGCAGGCGGUGCUAGAGAGGCGCUAGACAUUUAAUGGGCACCCUUUGAUUUUGAAACAGUGGACUCCAGAUUUUGAUCCUGACAAUUUGGAUAUCAGUAAGAUUCCUGUCUGGGUCCAAUUUCCUGAACUCCAUUUGAGUCUUUGGAACCCUGAGAGCUUAGGAAAGCUAGCAAGCUAUGUGGGAGUUCCUAUUGCAACUGAU
This is a messenger RNA of Rubroshorea leprosula, 989 nucleotides long. The record is from the annotation of a GenBank genome assembly. Lineage: Eukaryota; Viridiplantae; Streptophyta; Magnoliopsida; Malvales; Dipterocarpaceae.